CACGAGCACACCCGCAGCAUGGACCGGCCAGCAGAGUCUGGCUCGAGCUACUUUGCGAGCGUCGUGUCGAGCCCUGCCCCACUCCACUCGUUCGACGCGUUCCGCAAGACCAACUCGACCUACCGCGAGCGCACUACCCGCGGCGGCAUCUUCACCCUCGUCGUCUCGCUCAUCCUCGCCGCCCUCGUCUGGACAGAGUGCCGCGCCUACUUCUGGGGCGAACCUUCGUACGAGUUCAGCGUCGAGCACGAGAUCGCCCACGACCUCCAGCUCAACUUUGACGCCACCGUCGCGACCCCGUGUCACUACCUCACCGUCGACGUGCGAGACGCCGUCGGCGACCGCCUCCACAUCAGCGACGAGUUCAAGAAGGACGGCACUACGUUCGAGAUCGGCCGGGCGCGCAGCAUCCAGAACCUGCACGACGGUCAGGGUGUGUCGGCGAGCAAGAUGGUACGCGACGCGUCGGGCAAGAGGGUGUUUGGCAAGACGGUCAAGCCGGUCGAGGACGGGCCAGCAUGUCGGAUCUACGGCUCGAUGUCGGUCAAGAAGGUGACGGGCAACCUGCACAUCACGACGCUCGGCCAUGGCUACCUCAGCUGGGAGCACACCGACCACGCUCUCAUGAACCUGAGCCACGUGAUCCACGAGUUCUCGUUCGGCCCGUACUUCCCUCGCAUCGUGCAGCCCCUCGACAACUCGGUCGAGAUCACCGACGCCCACUUUCACAUCUUCCAGUACUUCCUGUCGGUCGUGUCGACGACGUACAUCAACGCGGCGCGGCGCCUGUUGCACACUAACCAGUACUCGGUGACCGAGAUGAGCCGCACGACCGAGCACGGCAAGGGCGUCCCUGGCAUUUUCUUCAAGUUCGACAUCGAGCCGAUGGCGCUCACGGUGCGGGAGCGCACGAGCUCGCUCGUCCAGUUCUUGGUGCGCCUCGCCGGCAUCGUCGGAGGGAUCCUCGUGUGCUCCGACUUUGGGUUCCGCACGGCCGACUUCUUUGCCGAGCGGCUGCUCGCGACGUCGGCGCCCAAGACGCCUCUGCCGGUCGGCGCCGGGUUCGUGCCGCACGGCGGAGCCAAGACGCCGACGCUCGGGUCAGGGUUUGCGAGCGGGUUUGGUAGAGACUGAGGAGGAGGGGUGACUUGGCACGAGAGUUUUCGUUUGUGCGU
Molecule: messenger RNA, 1175 nt
Organism: Rhodotorula graminis WP1
Lineage: Eukaryota; Fungi; Basidiomycota; Microbotryomycetes; Sporidiobolales; Sporidiobolaceae
Exons: 10
Coding region: 19-1134 (371 amino acids)
Biological process (GO): endoplasmic reticulum to Golgi vesicle-mediated transport; retrograde vesicle-mediated transport, Golgi to endoplasmic reticulum
Cellular component (GO): Golgi membrane; endoplasmic reticulum; COPII-coated ER to Golgi transport vesicle
Source: RefSeq, a predicted model, not a curated record